This is a messenger RNA of Triticum aestivum (bread wheat), 513 nucleotides long. RefSeq lists its product as uncharacterized. Bases 7 to 282 code for a protein of 91 amino acids. The record is from RefSeq and is a predicted model, not a curated record. The transcript has a single exon. NCBI's taxonomy places the organism in Eukaryota, Viridiplantae, Streptophyta, Magnoliopsida, Poales, Poaceae.
GGAAAUAUGGUGCUGGGCAUGAACUGCUUCGGCGCUCCUGAAGCCGCAAGCAAGGUGUCGCCGGCGGGCAGGCGGCUCGGAGGAGAGGGAGCAGAGGCCGUGGAGCAGAAGGCGGCGGUGAAAGAGGCGGCGCCGAGUGGCCACGUUGUCGGCGAGGCCAAGCAGAUGGGAGGUGUUGAUCAUCAGGUGAAGGCGGCGGGGAAAGAGGAGAAGAAGAAGAGGAGCGGGGCUCCGAUAGUGAUGCAUCACUUUCCCUUCCAUUCUCGUCCCGGGUUGCUCUGAUUUCAACCUCCUACUAGUGUGGUCACUGCAAUUUUGAUGAAGCUGUUGUCGGCAUUCUGCCAGAGAGUUCGCCUGCUUUGUGAGGGCUAGAUUAUUUGAUGAGCAUUGUAGUUUUUUCUUAGAAUUCGUAUCUUUGUACUCCCUCCGUCCCAAAUUUCUGCGACGAGUAAUUCGAGUCGACACGGAGGGAGUAUGUGUUAAUAUAAUGCCAUAAAUGUUCAUUUCGGAAUA